Messenger RNA from Perca fluviatilis (European perch), 1011 nucleotides. RefSeq lists its product as uncharacterized. The record is from RefSeq and is a predicted model, not a curated record. The transcript has 7 exons. The coding region runs from base 40 to 1011 and encodes 323 amino acids. Lineage: Eukaryota; Metazoa; Chordata; Actinopteri; Perciformes; Percidae.
UUCUGUCAGGAGUCCCAACCUGAAGAGACUGAAGUAAGGAUGGCAGUUUGGGACAAAAGGAUUCUCUGGGCCGUCAUGUUGGUCCUGACAGGAGCUCUGGGUCAAAGAGUGAACUAUCCAGAUCCUGUUUGUGGUAUAAAAGGAUCGACCGUCACCCUCCCCUGCUCCUUCAACACACUGAAGUCUGUCAAGAUCAUCAGAGUCGUCUGGUGCAAGAACCAUGAAAUCUGUCAGAGAGAGACUCCGUCUGUGUACGACAGCAGCUCAAACAACAACAACCCUCGUUACAGAUACCUGGGAGACAAGAAGGGAAACUGCACUUUACAGAUCUCAGAUCUACAGAAGGAAGACAACGCAACUUUUCACUUCAGAAUGGAAGCUAAUGAUCCUAGAGCAUCUUUUACUGGCCAAUCAGGAGUGAGAGUCACAGUAGAUCAGAUGGAGAUAAGAAGCUCCAGAGAUGACGGAGAGUUUAAAAGAGGAGAAGAAGUCACACUGAACUGCACCGCUGCAAUCUGCUCUAUCCACCAACUGGAGGUCAGCUGGUUCAGAGAUGGCUCCGCCCUCUCAGAGUCUGGCCCCACCCUCCAUCUCAGCUAUCUGACUGCAAUGGAUUCUGGGAACUACACCUGUGGUUUGAAGAAGAACAAGCGCACCCUCUCAGUGCCGUACAGCCUGCAUGUGGAGGCUGACGAGGAAGGAGGAGGUCUGCCUCUGAUCGCUGGUCUGGUGGUCGGGGUCCUGCUGGUUCUCUUCGCUGUUGUUCUGGUCGUCUGCAUCAUCAACAGGAUGAGAGCAGCAGGUCAGGAUCAGACAGCCGUGGGAUGGGACAGGGGACAACAGCACUCUGAUAACAUCUACAGCAACAUCUUGCUGCCCCCUGCUGAGCAGCAGGGACCCAGCAGCUGUGGAGGAAGUCAGCUACGCGUCCAGUUCACACACAAGAAGCAGGCCAGACCGGCAGAGGAGGCGGAGGAGCCCAUCUACAGCUCUGUAGCCAGAACAGGCUGA